Messenger RNA from Xiphias gladius (swordfish), 5848 nucleotides. It is a transcript of the gene rest, whose product is annotated as RE1-silencing transcription factor. The record is from RefSeq and is a predicted model, not a curated record. Lineage: Eukaryota; Metazoa; Chordata; Actinopteri; Istiophoriformes; Xiphiidae. The transcript is spliced from 6 exons. Gene Ontology annotation, biological process: regulation of gene expression. The coding region runs from base 207 to 3194 and encodes 995 amino acids. Gene Ontology annotation, cellular component: nucleus.
CGACGUGCUGACGUCACCGCGGUGCGUCGGCGGUGGCUCGCUGUGGAGGAAUGUGCGGAAACUUCUCUGUCUACACUUUUCUCUCUGCUCUGUUCGUCGAAGAAAAUAAACCACAACGCUGGGAAAAAAAGUCCACGAAACUUGAGUAAACUUUGGAACGGAGGAGUCGCUUUUCGUCCCUGUGGAGGUGAACAGCUGAACUCCACAUGGCCGCUCAGACAGUGUUUUCAGUGGAGAUGUUUCCUGUGGGUGUUUCUCUGAUGGAAGAUGGUCAGAAUCUCAGCGACAUGCCCAGGAACAUGCUGCCUGCUCCUCAGCUGGUGAUGCUGGCCAACGUGGCUGCGGUUACAGCGUCGGAGGGUGGCGGCUGUGAUGGCAGCGCUGCUGACGAGAAGGAGAUGAUGGAGCUGAAGACGGUGGGAUGCAGCUACUCGGACAGCGAAGACGAGAGCAUCAUCAGGUACAGCUAUGACAACCAGAACCACAGAGAGGUCUGUAUCAUCGAGUAUCCAGAGUCUCCAGGCCCGGGCAUCGAAGCUGUGGUCGUCGGUAACGAAGCUGAAGAGGAAGAGGAGGAAAAUGGGGACAAAGCUGAAGACCUUUCCCACCACCCUCAGCCCCAACCCUCCACCAGCACCAGAACACCUCAGCUGGUCGCCAAGCGAAAAGACAGCCUCGCCACCGUGACAGAGAGCGUGAAGAAGAAGAAACCUUUCCACUGUAAACCGUGUCACUUCCAGGCUCAGAACGAACAGGAGUUUGUAGAACACCUCAGCACUCACAGCAUCAGCAAGAUGAUGGUGGUGAACCGGGUAGAGGGGCGCAGCAAAACCAAGACCAAGGAGGCAGAAACACCUGAGUCCCAGGCUUCAUCAGGUGGGGAGGGGGACGGCAGCGGGGAGCCAGGGGCCGUGGUGACAGCAGGUGACAUCAAAGGCUUGAUCAGGUGUGAACGGUGCGGAUACAACACCAACAGAUACGACCAUUACAUCGCUCACCUGAAACACCACAGCAAGGAGGGAGAGGACCACAGGGUGUUUAAGUGCACUCUGUGUCCAUACACCACCGUCAGUCAGUACCACUGGAGGAAACAUCUGAGGAAUCACUUCCCUAGCAAACUGCACACAUGCAGCCAGUGUUCCUACUUCUCAGACCGCAAGAGCAACUACAUCCAACACAUCCGGACUCACACAGGCGUGCGUCCUUUCCAGUGUCCAUACUGUGACUACUCCAGUUCACAGAAAACCCACCUGACCCGACACAUGAGGACUCACUCAGGUGAGCGUCCUUUCAAGUGUGAGAGCUGUAACUACCUGGCAGCCAAUCAGCAUGAGGUGACCCGCCACGCCCGGCAGGUCCACAACGGGCCAAAACCUCUCUCCUGCCCCUACUGUGACUACAAGACCGCUGACCGCAGCAACUUCAAGAAGCACGUCGAACUCCACCUAAACCCCCGCCAGUUCCUCUGUCCACUCUGCAAGUACGCCGCCUCCAAGAAAUGCAACCUGCAGUACCACAUCAAGUCCAGGCACUCUGGAUGCAACGUUUCUGUGGACGUCUCUAAAGUCAAACUGCGUGUCAAGAAACCCGGUCCUGACAGUGCAGAGGAAAACUCAGACUCCAGAGCAAGCAAGUUUGACAAUUCAUCCGGCGUUGAGGAGGACUUUGACGUGGACAACGGUGAGGAGGAUGAGGCUGUGGACUCGACCCCUAUCAAUCUGUCAAUAAGGAAGAGCAGCAGGCCCACCAACACUCAACCUGUGCAGAGCGAAACACCAGACAAGACUCAGAAGAAAUCCACCUCUUCUGAGAAAGAGAAACUACCUAGGAUGAAGGACAAGGUGGAACCGGAGAAAAAAGUCACGACGAGGCAAAAGAAGACGGAGAAGGUCAACGAGAAUCCUGCAGAGAACUCAACUGUUAAAGAAACCCAGACAGAGACGAUAUCAGCUGCUGUAACUACAGACAGCAAGGUAAAGAGACGAGUCAAGAAGCUGCUGGCGGAGAAACCGACUGUUCAGGACCGAGCAGAAGUACCUGAAGACCAAAUGGAGACAGAGAAAUCUGACCAACAUAGAUCCAAGGAGGAAAGAAUAGUCAGGCAAAAAAUGGCAAAAGAGGAAGAAAAGUUGAGGCCUGAGAAGGAAAAAGAACAGAAGAAGAAUGAUGGCAGUGGCAAGGAGAACAAAAGCCUCAACAAGUCCAGGAAGUCUGGAUCAAAGAAGACGGAGAAAAUUACAGAACGUGUGGAAGAAGCUCAGCAGAAACCAGAAAGUCAUGAGAAAACACAAAAGGAAAAGGUGGUCAAAGAAAAGGCAGCCGGAAAGAGGAAAGCAGUGGAGGCAUUAGAUCUUUCCAAAAAGUGCUCAUCUGAGACGCCAUCCAAGGCCAGGCGACUGAAAGCCACAGCUGCCGGAAAGCUGCUCUCAAAACCUGCGUUAGAAGACACUAACAAGUCAAAUGAUGCCAUUCCAAUGCAGCACAAGUCCAAUGGGACACCACCAGUAAAGCAAAAGAAGACCAGGAACUCCAACAAGAAAGCCGCGGGCCUUCAACAAACUAAGGAUCCAGCUAAAGACAAGACAACGUCAGUCAACAGUCCAUCCACAGAGUGUCCAGAAGCAUCCGCUCAGCUGUACACCUCAACGCAAACCACAAAGUCUGAGCACCAGCCGACAGAAAACAGCCCUGCGCAGAAGAAAUCCCCCACAGAUGAAACAAUUCCAAUUGCGCUAGAAACGACACUGAAUGAACCCUCAGAGAAGAUGGAAGUUUCACCCACCUGCAGCUCAGGCGAGGGGACACACUCUCCAACUGAAGAACGCCUUGCUCCGACCUUCCUUAAACCCACAUCACCGCCCUCUCUGGUUCUUCCAAGCCAGCGCAUCAAACCCUCCGACCCGGAGGACGACGAAGGGAUCCACAGCAGUCACGAAGGGGGAAGUGACAUCAGCGACAGCGCCUCUGAGGGCAGCGACGACUCCGGCCUCAACGGCAACGGUGCCGGGUCAGGUAAGAUGGCCAACGACCCUGAAACGCCCACCGAUGAGAUCCCGACGCCGACGGAGCUCAAGAAUCACAUGUGCAUCUUCUGUGACCGUACAUUCCCUUUGGAGGUGGAGUACCGCCGGCACCUGAACCGUCACCUCGUCAACGUCUAUUACAUGGACAACACCGCCAAAGGACAUAAAUGAGGAACUGUAUCCACGGCAACGUAUUUUGUCAUGGACUUUGUUUAAAGCAGAAACUUUGAUUUCUGCCGCCCUGAGCUCUAAAACCAGGCUGAACUGACAGGAACAAAAACACAAAAUACCUGUUAUUCCCAGUUAGAUGGUUGUCAUCAGCUGUCUCUUCAUACAAAUAUUUACACACAAACUGUUAGAGAGCCUGUUCUCUGAAAAAGACGGUUAUAUAAACUCACUGUGUGCCUCAGAAUUAGGGGUCUGAGCUUCAGCGGUGUGGUAAUUUUGUCAGAUAUUCUAAACCCACUUGUGCCAACUAGUCGCUGGCCUUUGGGCUCUGAGACCAAAUUGGUGUCAAACAUUAGUUUCAUUAUUUUUGUUAAAAUCAGUUGCAGAUUUUUAUUAUUUUUAUUGUUUGCAUCUACAUGAGCUUGAUCGGUUUGCACAGUCUCAUUUUUGGAAAAACUUCAUAUCUCAACAAUAGGGGACGUGUCUUCCCAGUAUGUCCUCCAAUGUUAUCAUAACCAACAACAGUUAUCGGGGCUGUCACAUGUUUCAAUAUCCGAUGACCCGUAUGUGCUCCAGAUUUUUUAUACCAAAGUUGGCACAAAUCUGACAUGAAGUGAAACUUAUUGAUUUGGUACUGGCACAGCGACAUGUUGGUCUGUCACCAAAACUGGUGCGCAGAUCCAACACGUUCUCCAGUACUGUCAAACUAAAUUUCUUUCAAAUCUGAUGAUGGUUCAGCAAAUCUUUACAUUAAAUAUGAGAAUACUUUGCCUUCCGUGGUCUUAUGUUGCCACCUAGUGUUCUGUCAGAGAACAGGGUCUGAGAAAGGCAUUGGAUCAGUGAACUUUGGUCCCUGGCUUCAUUGGGUACUUUGACCCUGGUAUACUUGCCUGCAGGUGUAGUUUUUUGGGUUGUAACUGCUUCAUGUAGUGAUAGCGCUCUGGUCUAAUGUCCUGUAUGCCCAGGUCUUCAUCACACUGAAGAACUUUUACAUUAAUUGGACGUUAGAUUCUGAUCUGACCUGAUGACAGUCGGCUCUGUAGACAUGUAAAUACACCGACGUGUACGUGGACGGCUUUUCUCUGUUCCGUUAUCAGAUCAUGUCCAACAGUCACACAUUGACUUUCAUUAUCUUUGUUAGUUUUGCAUCAUUUCUUCGAAUGAACUUUUAAAAGGACAAUUUUUGAAAAUCAGACUUUCCUCAUCCAAAUAUAUCAAUGAUUUCAUGAUCCCGACGAGAAGUUACUUACUGGGAUUUUGUGUCACGUCUGAAAAAGCUGAAAUGCUGCGUUGUCCGGCGAACACGCCGUCGUAGAAUCAUUAAACCUGAGUCGGUCAAAUUUUCUCCUUAUUCUCAGUUACAAACUGCGAUGUUGUAAUAUUGUGUGAAGAUGAGGUUAGAAAAACUGUUUAGUCCAAAUAUUAUUUCCUAUGCUCAAAGUGGAUUUUCCAUUUUUAAAAACCUUCAGUGCCUUUGACAAUCAUUUCUGUGUACGGUAAAACUUCUUCGCCUUUCCUUUUGUGGUUUAAGUAACUCGGGUGAAAUGACACCUCCUUUUUAUGUGCACAGGUUAUUUUAAUUUGUCUUUGGAUCGAUGGUUAAAGAAGUGCAGCUGUGUCUUCAAAAAUCAUUUCUGACAAGUCCAAAGAGACCGCGUGUUUGGUUUCUGAGCUUGAAGAUGAUCGGUCUUCCAUUACAGACAUUUUCUAGAAGGGGACACUUUUCAAAUCCGCCUUAAGUCACUGUUAAACAUCACCUUGUAUCUAUUCCUCUUUAGUUUAGGACUGUACAUUACACCCUUAGUAACACAUUAGUCUUGUUUAGGUGCCAGAGGAGAAUUAAAAAAAGUUGUUUCAAACUCUUUAAAAACUAUUUGUGUUGAACUGCAGGCUGUAGCUGAAGAAAAAGAAUAAAUGCAACAUGUUUCCUUGUGAAUAAUUUUGUGCAAUAUUCCCUUUUUAGUUGAGAUGCCAAAGUGAAUUUCAGUCUUGUGUCUGUGAUGCUCGUGUAGGUGUUUUCUUCUGACUGUAAAGGAGCGUUUUUUCAUCUUCCCCUCCCUGAUCUGUUUCCAUAAAAGACCAUUAUCGCCAGUAAGGACAGGAAAAGUUCAGCAUGAUGAAGAUAGAAAUUCUCGCAGCUAAAAAAAAAAAAAAAAAAGACUUUCCAAAUGGAAAGGGGGAGAUUGAUCAGACUCAUGAUUUACUGAGGAUUUUAUUUUGUCCAUUUCUCGUGGCAGCAGCAGCCUUUUCCUGGUUCAUAUGUGCUUUUAAACCUUUUAUUUUGGUGUCUGAUAGAUGAGACUGCUUGUUAGUGUGCAUCUGUAAUUAAAACAGCAGAGACAUAAGAGAUGAGGUCAACGUUAAAGGACAAUGCUGGGGUUAUUUUACAUUAGUAUAAACAACCGUUCCCCUGAAGGGCUGCAGGUCACAGUUAUAUUUUCAUUAUGGACUAUUCUGUCGAUUAUCGUUAUAAUUAACUGUUUAUAUAAACGGCCUGAUUUUGUCCAGCAACAGUCAAAAACCAUCAACAUCUGAAACACUGGAGAAACUGACUCCGCAGAAUGUUUGCACUAAUAAAAUGCAAUUAAUCACAACUGUUGAUCUUGAAGGUUCAUUAUUGACCUAGGAAACAGAAGUCUGACCAAAAAAAAAAAAAA